Messenger RNA from Orbilia oligospora ATCC 24927, 1122 nucleotides. RefSeq lists its product as uncharacterized. NCBI's taxonomy places the organism in Eukaryota, Fungi, Ascomycota, Orbiliomycetes, Orbiliales, Orbiliaceae. The coding region runs from base 1 to 1122 and encodes 373 amino acids. The record is from RefSeq and is a predicted model, not a curated record. The transcript has a single exon.
AUGAGCGUAGAUAUCGCUAUCCCAUCAGCUACAUGGUGCCCAUGGUCGGCAGUCGGCAGGCCCUAUUCUUACCCUGUGUCCUGCGGGCGAUCUUUUCCCUUGGCAAUAGCCAGACCAGACCAAAGUCAGACAUUUGAACCUUUCGAUCAGAUAUUACCAACUCUCCAGAGGCCUCUCAAAAGGAUACGAACGGGCGAAAGGCUGAACCCAUUGCUAUCUUCGCCUGAGCCCCUCGAAGAUGAUCAGCUCUUCGCCCCAGGGUACGAACAAGUUCCUCUGAUCAAAAUAACAUCAGAGGGAUCUAUGAAAGUGCUGCAUAGUCGGAACAGUGAUAGUAUAGAAUCGUCAAUGCAUGCCAACGACACUGCUUCAAGGCCUGGAGCAUCUCCACUCUCAUGGAUUGGAUUAUGGAUAACCCCUCGAGAGUCUGACGAUCCAGAAUUAGUCGUUUCACCUCUCGAGGCACCGUCUGGGUUCUUAGAAGGUGUCUUGAAGGAAACUUGUGAUAUCGGAAAAGAUCCUUUAGGAGACAUUGAGAUGGAAACAGGAGAAAGGCAUAAUGAAGAUGUUAGAGGGUCAAUGCCCACCGAAACCUCGAGUUAUACCCUCGAGAGAUAUUUGGCGGAUGGCAAAGGAUCUAUACGGUCCCAGGAACCAUCGAUUAGUCGUCCGGACUACCUUCGUUCGACAGAUCUAGUUGACAUCAAGAGGGAGCUCCAGAAGAUCACAUCUGACAUCAGCGAUGUUUUUCAGGGCAUGAAUAUUUCGGACGACAAUAUCCCGGAAAUCAAUCUGCAAGAUCUGGAGGCGAGUUUUGGUUCGGAAAAUUUGGAAGGCCUUGAAGGAAACACUGCAGAGUGUGAGACCGACGCGCAGGAUAUGUCGGAGGAUGGAAAUGAUAUCUUUAGUUUAGAGGAUGGAGACGAAUCGGUUGUUGUCGGCCCUCAAGACAUCUCACCUGAACUGGAAUCAUGGAUCUCAAAGAGCUCACUAAUCGUUGGUAGUAGCUUGAAACCUCUAGUAGGCGGUGCUGUUGACAGCACCAGGUUAACGUUCCAGGAGGAAGACGUGCAUUUCCCUAUCCCACACGGACGGAAGCGAAAGGCAAGCACGUGUCAAUGA